GUCUUGAACUCGCUCCGCUCAAUAUCACAGUCAAACCCGUCCUCCGCCCGCACCGCCUUCCAUUCGAUGUCAGCGACCUCUUCCGUGGCCAGCCCCUCCCAGUGCCGUCCAAGGAGGAUCUCGAGUUCUGGCAUGGCGGACGCCCACGCACAGGCGAUGCCGACGAGCCUCUACGCGCUCGGAUUGAUGUGGGCGACCUCAACACGGCUUGCAUCUCCGCUCGCAGCGUCCCUGCCUCGACCCUGUUCCCCAGCGUCUCCGAGGGUCACAUCGGUCUGCGCCCGCAGCGCGAGCUGCCUCCUCGUCCGUUCGUCCCUGCCCUUCCUGUCCCCGCCGCCCCGGCUCCGGCUCCCGAGGUCUUGCACGUCGCUGCUCCUCGUAAGCGUGCAAGCGUCCGCCGCACCCUGCUCAAGCCGCCGCGCGUUGCGACGCCCCGUCAGUUCCGGACGGGCGCCACCGUGACCGCACAUAUGGGUGCCCGGGGCAACUUCAAGUGGAGUAUGGAGUCUGGGGUUUCGCUCAUGGAGGCGUUGGGCGUGGGCUCCGUCAAGCUCGGCGUCGUGUACUCUCUGCCACAGUGAGCAUGCGCACGACGGCGCUGCCUAGCUCGGCUCGGCUUUCGAGCGGAAAGCUUGGAAGCGUGCUCCCACCUUCGACUUAAAGAGCAUAUGGACAUGUUGGAGGGUGGAUCAUCCCUGUGGGUAAUAUCUUGUGUACAGUAUCAUAUAUUACGGGAUCUCAGCCAGGACCUCCAGUUGUAUAGUAGAGCCGCACAGAUCCCGGCACAGAUGACUUCCUAAUAUUCGCAUAACUGUAGCAAUGGU
Fomitopsis serialis is the source of this 824-nucleotide messenger RNA. RefSeq lists its product as uncharacterized. The record is from RefSeq and is a predicted model, not a curated record. The coding region runs from base 67 to 462 and encodes 131 amino acids. Lineage: Eukaryota; Fungi; Basidiomycota; Agaricomycetes; Polyporales; Fomitopsidaceae. The transcript has a single exon.